UUUUACGUCGCUAUGUUCAGUGAAGUUAGUGUCCGUAAUAAAUAAAUUGAAUAUGGCUGAAAACGAAGGACAUAAACAUCGGGAACGCUAUGACCAUGAGGGAGAAGGUAAAUUAUGUUACGAUUUUUCUGUGUAUAGUCCGCGGUUAGUGUGUUCGACGUCCGCGCGAGGCUGAGACGUCUUCAGUACCCUCGUGUUGCAUUUGUGACAUUGAAAUUGGGUUCUUUUUAUAAUUGCUGCGUGGAUCGUGGUCCUGGGCUGCCAGGAACGGAGCGCACGGUCAACCUCGAGCUUUGACUGGUUCAUUAGGCAUCAAACUUCGUGAGAAUGACCGGGGGAUCCGAGAAGACGUUCGACUCAGUGACAGAGAAGCCGGCGCCGGCACCGCGUGGGCCGCACGGUGUCCAGGUCGUCGACACCGGCCCCGACCAUACGUUCACCCUGGACGAGGAGGCCCUCAAGUCUCUGCUCCUGAAAGAAGAUGUCAGAGACAGAGCCGUGGUCGUUAUAUCAGUUGCCGGAGCCUUCAGGAAAGGAAAGUCCUUCUUAUUGGACUUCUUCCUGAGAUAUAUGCACUAUAAGUACGGCGCAGGCGGCGGCGGGAGCGAGUGGCUCGGUAGCGAGGAGGACCCCCUCCAGGGCUUCAGCUGGCGAGGGGGCUCCGAGAGGGACACGACCGGCAUACUCAUGUGGUCCGAGAUAUUCAAAGCGACGCUCGAUGAUGGUGAAAAGGUAGCGAUAAUAUUGCUAGACACGCAAGGCGCCUUCGACAGUGAAUCCACGGUGCGAGACUGCGCGACCGUGUUCGCUCUGUCCACGAUGCUGUCGUCCGUUCAGAUAUACAACCUCUCGCAAAACAUCCAGGAGGACGACCUCCAGCACCUUCAAUUGUUCACAGAGUACGGUCGGCUGGCGCUCGAGGACGGGGGCCGGACUCCCUUCCAGCGGCUGCAGUUCCUCGUGCGCGACUGGAGCUUCCCCUACGAAGCGCCCUACGGAGCGGACGGCGGCAUGCAGAUACUGUCAAGAAGAUUAAAGGUAUCAGACAAACAGCAUCCAGAGCUGCAGUCCCUCCGCAAGCACAUAACGGCGUGCUUCUCGGAGCUGGCCUGCUUCCUCAUGCCGCACCCGGGACUCAAAGUGGCCACCAACCCACAAUUUGACGGCAGACUUGCAGAUAUCGAAUCAGAGUUCAAACGCUCCCUCCAGCAGUUCGUGCCGAUGCUGCUGGCUCCCGAGAACCUGGUGCCGAAGCUCAUCAACGGUCAGAAGGUCAAGGCCAAGGACCUGGUCCAGUACUUCAAGUCGUACAUGAACAUCUACAAGGGCAACGAACUGCCCGAGCCCAAGAGCAUGCUUGUGGCGACAGCGGAAGCCAACAACUUGACAGCUGUGGCGGAGGCCAAGGAGGUGUACACGCGGCUCAUGGAGGAGGUGUGCGGGGGUGGGCGGCCCUACUUGCACGCCGACCUGCUGCUGACGGAGCACCAGCGCGUGCGGGACAAGGCCAUGUACGCCUUCAACGCCAAGCGGAAGAUGGGCGGCCGGGACUUCAGCCAGGCCUACUUCGACCAACUCGCACAGGACUUGGAGGAGCAGUUCCUGCAGUUCAAGGCGCACAACGAGAGCAAGAACAUCUUCAAGGCGGCCCGGACGCCCUCCGUGUUCUUCGCGGUGGCGCUGUUCUUCUACGUGCUCAGCGGAGUGUUCGGGCUGCUGGGCCUCUACCCGCUCGCCAACGUCGCCAACUUCGCCAUGGGCCUGGCCCUCCUCACGCUCGUGCUCUGGGCAUACAUCAGGUACAGCGGCGAGAUGAGAGAGUUCGGCGUAACCAUAGACGACACUGCGACGGUCAUGUGGGAUAAUGUCCUGAAGCCGAUGUACCAGACGUGCCUCGAGAAGGGCAUGGAGCACGCGGCGGCGGCGGCCGUGGCGCCCCCCUCCCCCGCCCCCGGCGCCGCGCCCCCCGCCUUCGCGCACAACGGGAAGCACAAGCACUUGUGAUGACGCCCCGCGCCGCCAGCGCUCCGCCUGGCCGCCCUGUGAGCCGCGCGCGCUCGCUCCGACACCUCAGUGGGAGGCGUGCCCGCCAAGUGACGUAGCGCCAAGUGACAGUACUCGCCAUGUGUCAAGUGACGUCAUCGAACGCCAUCUUAAGUCGUUAGUUAAAUAUAGGGUGUGUUUUUAUACAAAAGGAUAAUAGGUUUAAUCCGAGAACGGUUUGUUAAUUGAUAAUAAUAGUUCUAGAUAAUGUUAUUGUUUACUGUUCAAUGAGAAUUUUACGAUUAAAUCGUUUUAAAGUUUUCAAAGGUACGGAUAGUUUCUUUUUUUUUUAAUUUGCUAAAUCAAUGGAAUACAAAGAUUUACUUAAUUAAUGGUUAAGUUUUUUUUAUUGAAAAAAUGGUUGUAGAUUAAAUACCGAAUUAUUAACGAAAAUAAAUGUUUUAUUAAAACGGUUUCUAAAACUGUCCCCGCCGGGUAGGCGAGCUCUUUGAGGCGACAGCGGUCCGGCACUGUCUCUCGUCUUCAGCUAAGUGAUCACUAUCCGAUGUAGUCCGUUGCACUGUUGGCUCAGUAUAAUGAUAUCAUACAAGGUACUGAACCUUCAUAACCGAAAAUGAUCCUGAAACCUCUACACUCCCGCGCCAGAUACACUAGUUAAUCGACCUACAGCAUCAGUAACGUUAUGGAUUAGAAAUUUCAGACUUAUUAUAAUGAGCACAUAAAGUUGAAUUUGCUGAAAUAUAUUAAACUGAACACGAAUAUUUGUGGUUAUCUCUAUAUAAUUGUCAAUUCAAUUCAAUAUAUUGUCAUGUCACUUGUCGCAGCCGAUAGCAAGACCGCCUCGCUCCGUUUUCGCGAUUAGCUCUGCGUAUAUCUUUAGGAGACUUAAAUUUCAAACCAUUGCUCCUCGUGCGGAGAAUGCCAAAACUAUAUUUAACAUUUAGGUAAUUUGAAAAAAAUCAUAAUUGCUUGAAAAUAUUCUAGAUCUUGUCGCAUAUAAUUAAGUCUGAAAAAAAAACUGGAAAUUUAAAAAAAAAAGUGUCGCGUACCGUUUUGUACUGGCGAUAUUAGUGCGUGGCAGCGCACUGCACUGGAAUUUUUAAUGAAAGUGAUUUACAAAAUCAAACUCUAAUACGUUGGCAGUAAGGUGCGUUCUUCUAUUGAGGUGUCGAAGGUACGUACGUUCAUAUGAACCUUAGUGUGGACUCGUGUAAAUAAAUAUAGACUAUGGGUGUGAAAGUGAAAAAAAAACAUAUUUAAAGCAAACGGUUCCAGUGACAGCGAUUACCCAGCGGCUGCCUGGGACUGGACUACCGCGGCUUUCACGAAAGCUCACUUGCUUGCUCAUCUCGUAAAAGGAAUCGAAGCUAACUGUAAUAAAAAUGUAAAUUUCAUUAAGAGAUAAGUAAAACUUGUAUGAAUGAUUAUUAUAAUUAUUCUUUUCUUGAUUUUCAUUUCUGUUUACUGACGAUUGUACGCUUGUAAUAUCAAAAGUGUUCCAGAAUUCUCGCCUCCAGUUGUGCGUUGUCUACCUUUAUAACAACUAUAUGUACUGUAACUUAGAUAACGAAAAUAUUGAAGCCAGGAUAUGAUGUUUAAAUUUGUCAUUUUGACAACUGCGCUUAAACGUCAACCUGACGUUUCAUUAGUUCUCAAAAGAAGCUAUAUAUUGCUGCAUAUCGCUAUGCAUUGCUGCACUCAAACUGACUCCACAAGAUUCGAGGGAAAUGCGACGCUUUCAUUGAAAAAAGGAACAACCCUAUCAGAGGACUUAUCCGGCUUUAUAACAUAUUGACAUAUAGUCUUAGUUACCAGGUCAUAAAAUCCUUUAAAUAAAUAUUUUUUAUAACAUAUCGAUUGUAUCUGAAGGGCUCAGGGGAAUAACAAGCCAAAACUAAACAAUGACAUUCGAUUACAAAAUUGGAAUUGAAACUAAAAUGAACCACCGCAUGUGUCAACAAAUUUUUUGAAGGACGGUUACACGUUUGUGUGUUUGAAUUCCUCCAAUUAACUCCAACGGCCUUGAUGACGAAGGACAGUCUACGGUCGACUCGUCUGCUGCUGCGUGGACCCUCUGGGGCCGGGUGCUCGUUACAACGAGGUAGCAUGAGCUCUACUUCAUCACCUCACCCUAAAUAAACUACUUGAAGUUGUCACUCAUGUGUCGCUUAGUUUCUCAACACAUGUUUUGAUGUGUUCUUAAGAUCUUAAAAUGUCAAUGAUUCCGCCAGAUCUCCUGUGCCCUUCACCAUAUUAUUAUAAUAGUUUUGCUGGUUUCUGUUUGUCCGAAGAUUUCCAAGAAACGCCAAUUGGGUUGUGGAACAUUUGGAAUCUUUUCUACGUGAUGUACAAUACGAAUUAGCGAUGACUGCUUUUGAAAAUGAAAAAGCAACAAAAUAAGCUCAAAGAACUAUAUAAUCCACUAAAAUUUUAAAUAUUUUUGGUUAAUCGGAUGUAUUCUAUUUCUAUGGGAGUUGUGUUAUAUUCUUAAACCUAUGCCAAGAGGGAUGCCGAAAAAUCUUAUUUUUAUAUUUUAUAAAACUUGUAUAUUGGCAAUACCCAAAUUUGUCUCGCUAUGACAUAUUCACGGACCGUGGCGAAGCUAAAAUUGGUUAUCAGUAGGCUUAGUAUACAAAUAUUUAAGCAAAUACUUAAAUAUAAACAUUUUGUUAUUAAGAGCAAUUCAAAUAAUUUCGUAUCAACAAUUUUGGUGUAGUGUAUAUAAAUUUAGUGAUAAAUUCUGUAUAGCGUUUUAAAUCGUUGACUGAAUUUAAUAGUGACAUAUGUCAAAAUUGACAGCUGUCAAUUUACGUAAAAAUCGAACGUUAAAGUUUGACGUAUCAAAUUGAAAAAAUCCGGUAACGAUAAUGAGUCGUCGUUUACGAGUUAGGGUAAUGUGCGAGCCCUGAAAUUGUUUACAUUACCCGUACUACAUAGGUAAAGGAAAGAAUAGAUAGUAUGUACCUAGUAUAGAUAAAGAGUGUGUAUAUAUAUGUGUGUCUUAUGGUGGCGGCAGCGUGCAUGUUGUGAUGUCUCUAUGCUUCGGCAACCUCUUUAUAUCGGAUGUGCCGUGAGCUCGUACAUCGUACAUUUGCGCAAUAAAAAACUAUAUUGUUAUCUAUUUUAAUUAAGUCAACGAUAAUAUGAAAAGUAGGGUGUGCACAAAACAAAUGCAGUUAUUUACAUAUAUUUUUCUUUCUAAAUCUACACUUGUUGAACUGCACCUUCUGACCGUACUUAAUUAUAUACAAGUUGUUAAUUUCUCAAUCUUUAUGUUUUUCUUUUCAAUUACUGCACGUUUUCAAUGAUAAUGACUCGUUACGGAAUUCGUGUUCGUUUUUCUGGGAGAAUUUAAUAAAUUAAUAAAUAACAUAUAUUUUAAGUUUACUGUCACUAUCAAAUAUAAUUGGUUAGAAAAAGAAUAAAAAGGGCAAACAAAGGCCUUCCACACACAUGUUCUACUAAUUUAGUCCAAAUUUUGAGUUUUUUGUCUUCAUCGGAAAAAUUUCAAGUAAUUUCGAUAAGUCCCCUUCGGCCUGUUCACUUCAAGUGGCAGUAAACUUUAGAAGAAUAUAAUCCAUACAACACCCUUGAUUAAUGUAAAAAAAUUGUGUAAAACAUUUAAUUGUCGUGAAUAAUGUUUUAGAUUUUAUUGUAAUGUUAUUACUUAAUGAUACUCUUGCUUUCAUUUCAUUUUAUGUAAUCUAUGUUUUAAUUUAAAUAUAAAAGAUGUACUGUCGCGUCCGAAAGAGGUUGAUAAAUAUUUUUAAUAAUUCUUAUGCGUACUGUCUGUUUUAUUUAAAAAAAAAGAAGGAAAUGUUACACUAUCAUAUCUACUUAAGCAAUAUUUCCACUGUAAUUUAAAAAAAAACUUUCUAUAAAAUUAUGUAAAAAAAAGUGUAUUUUAAAAAACAUAUCGUUAUUAAAGAUAUCUCUAUUUUCUCAAGAAUGUGCCAAUUUUCUUCUCUAAUAUUUUACCCUUUGGUCCUUCGAUGUUCAGUAGAGCUAAGUGUGGGUAUGUUUUUACGGCUUGGUGCAUCUGUUAGAUUAUUUUUUAACGUUUAAUUGAAAGGAUUAAGUAGAACUAUAUGUACUGUAACUUAGAUAACGAAAAUAUUGAAGCCAGGAUAUGAUGUUUAAAUUUGUCAUUUUGACAACUGCGCUUAAACGUCAACCUGACGUUUCAUUAGUUCUCAAAAGAAGCUAUAUAUUGCUGCAUAUCGCUAUGCAUUGCUGCACUCAAACUGACUCCACAAGAUUCGAGGGAAAUGCGACGCUUUCAUUGAAAAAAGGAACAACCCUAUCAGAGGACUUAUCCGGCUUUAUAACAUAUUGACAUAUAGUCUUAGUUACCAGGUCAUAAAAUCCUUUAAAUAAAUAUUUUUUAUAACAUAUCGAUUGUAUCUGAAGGGCUCAGGGGAAUAACAAGCCAAAACUAAACAAUGACAUUCGAUUACAAAAUUGGAAUUGAAACUAAAAUGAACCACCGCAUGUGUCAACAAAUUUUUUGAAGGACGGUUACACGUUUGUGUGUUUGAAUUCCUCCAAUUAACUCCAACGGCCUUGAUGACGAAGGACAGUCUACGGUCGACUCGUCUGCUGCUGCGUGGACCCUCUGGGGCCGGGUGCUCGUUACAACGAGGUAGCAUGAGCUCUACUUCAUCACCUCACCCUAAAUAAACUACUUGAAGUUGUCACUCAUGUGUCGCUUAGUUUCUCAACACAUGUUUUGAUGUGUUCUUAAGAUCUUAAAAUGUCAAUGAUUCCGCCAGAUCUCCUGUGCCCUUCACCAUAUUAUUAUAAUAGUUUUGCUGGUUUCUGUUUGUCCGAAGAUUUCCAAGAAACGCCAAUUGGGUUGUGGAACAUUUGGAAUCUUUUCUACGUGAUGUACAAUACGAAUUAGCGAUGACUGCUUUUGAAAAUGAAAAAGCAACAAAAUAAGCUCAAAGAACUAUAUAAUCCACUAAAAUUUUAAAUAUUUUUGGUUAAUCGGAUGUAUUCUAUUUCUAUGGGACUUGUGUUAUAUUCUUAAACCUAUGCCAAGAGGGAUGCCGAAAAAUCUUAUUUUUAUAUUUUAUAAAACUUGUAUAUUGGCAAUACCCAAAUUUGUCUCGCUAUGACAUAUUCACGGACCGUGGCGAAGCUAAAAUUGGUUAUCAGUAGGCUUAGUAUACAAAUAUUUAAGCAAAUACUUAAAUAUAAACAUUUUGUUAUUAAGAGCAAUUCAAAUAAUUUCGUAUCAACAAUUUUGGUGUAGUGUAUAUAAAUUUAGUGAUAAAUUCUGUAUAGCGUUUUAAAUCGUUGACUGAAUUUAAUAGUGACAUAUGUCAAAAUUGACAGCUGUCAAUUUACGUAAAAAUCGAACGUUAAAGUUUGACGUAUCAAAUUGAAAAAAUCCGGUAACGAUAAUGAGUCGUCGUUUACGAGUUAGGGUAAUGUGCGAGCCCUGAAAUUGUUUACAUUACCCGUACUACAUAGGUAAAGGAAAGAAUAGAUAGUAUGUACCUAGUAUAGAUAAAGAGUGUGUAUAUAUAUGUGUGUCUUAUGGUGGCGGCAGCGUGCAUGUUGUGAUGUCUCUAUGCUUCGGCAACCUCUUUAUAUCGGAUGUGCCGUGAGCUCGUACAUCGUACAUUUGCGCAAUAAAAAACUAUAUUGUUAUCUAUUUUAAUUAAGUCAACGAUAAUAUGAAAAGUAGGGUGUGCACAAAACAAAUGCAGUUAUUUACAUAUAUUUUUCUUUCUAAAUCUACACUUGUUGAACUGCACCUUCUGACCGUACUUAAUUAUAUACAAGUUGUUAAUUUCUCAAUCUUUAUGUUUUUCUUUUCAAUUACUGCACGUUUUCAAUGAUAAUGACUCGUUACGGAAUUCGUGUUCGUUUUUCUGGGAGAAUUUAAUAAAUUAAUAAAUAACAUAUAUUUUAAGUUUACUGUCACUAUCAAAUAUAAUUGGUUAGAAAAAGAAUAAAAAGGGCAAACAAAGGCCUUCCACACACAUGUUCUACUAAUUUAGUCCAAAUUUUGAGUUUUUUGUCUUCAUCGGAAAAAUUUCAAGUAAUUUCGAUAAGUCCCCUUCGGCCUGUUCACUUCAAGUGGCAGUAAACUUUAGAAGAAUAUAAUCCAUACAACACCCUUGAUUAAUGUAAAAAAAUUGUGUAAAACAUUUAAUUGUCGUGAAUAAUGUUUUAGAUUUUAUUGUAAUGUUAUUACUUAAUGAUACUCUUGCUUUCAUUUCAUUUUAUGUAAUCUAUGUUUUAAUUUAAAUAUAAAAGAUGUACUGUCGCGUCCGAAAGAGGUUGAUAAAUAUUUUUAAUAAUUCUUAUGCGUACUGUCUGUUUUAUUUAAAAAAAAAGAAGGAAAUGUUACACUAUCAUAUCUACUUAAGCAAUAUUUCCACUGUAAUUUAAAAAAAAACUUUCUAUAAAAUUAUGUAAAAAAAAGUGUAUUUUAAAAAACAUAUCGUUAUUAAAGAUAUCUCUAUUUUCUCAAGAAUGUGCCAAUUUUCUUCUCUAAUAUUUUACCCUUUGGUCCUUCGAUGUUCAGUAGAGCUAAGUGUGGGUAUGUUUUUACGGCUUGGUGCAUCUGUUAGAUUAUUUUUUAACGUUUAAUUGAAAGGAUUAAGUAGAAUCAUAUUCAUUCGAUAGGUAAUAACACCUUUAUGAGACGGAUAGGGCUACACCCUGUAUAUUGGAAUUAACUGAGUAACAUAGAUGGUGGUCUUUUAAUAUGUCGUCAAAGAACUUUUGAUUUAGCCGGCGUCCGCAUACGAGUGCCUACUUUAAGGAGGGAAGCAGUCCUCGUCUUCUGUAGGGACUGACAAUGCGAGGCCUUUCCCAUUGCUUAAAGUGAAAUAAUACUUUUAAUCUGUAUGCUUAGUCCGAGUAUUUUUACUUUCUCGAUAGCGUAAAAGUAACCUCCAAUUUGUAUGCAGUUGGAACAGCGCCCCUAGCGGCAAACGUAGGUAAACGUUCCAACUCGAUGAAAAUUUUAGUUAACUCUAACGCUAUCGAGAAAGUUAAAAAGCUCGCACUAAGCACACUGCCUUUAACAAAGUACGCGUCGUCAAUUUUUUUGUUUUUUUCCUAAUCUAUCUGAACGUCAUUAAGUUGCUAUACCGUCUCGUUAUUUUAAAACCGGUGUCAAAUGGAAGUUUCCAAUGAAGCUGACAAUGACACUCCCGGGCUACAAGUGGGGUUUGUGACAGUUCUAGUUGCGUAUUUGAGCGAUAAAUCCUGGGUAAUAGUUAAUAAUUUCACGGGAGACUUCGUGAAAACUGCUAUGUUCAAAUAUUUUAUGGACCCAGCUUCAUUUCAAAUACUUAGGCGGGCGUCCCGUCCGACUGUAAGGAAGCCGGUGGGGGUCGCGCUCAUUGUGCUUAGUGCGAGUUUUUGAACGUUCUCGAUAUCGUAAGAGUUAACCCAAUUUUAUAUGCAGUUGGAACAGCGCCCCUAGCGGCAAACGUAGGCAAACGAUCCUAUUCCAUACAAAUAUGAGUUAACUUUUACGCUAUCGAGAACGUUAAAAAACUCGCACUAAGCACAGCUCUGCAAAUGAAAGGUAAAAGAACGCGCUCUGCAAAACCGCUCAUUUUAUUAAAUAGCUAGACAUUUUAGAUUCGUAAUGACGAUUUGUUGUAAACUGAUACAUAGUUUAUUUUGUUGUGUAUUAUGUGCGAAAUAAAAAUUUGGUUUUAUUGUA
This is a messenger RNA of Bombyx mori (domestic silkworm), 9700 nucleotides long. RefSeq names its product atlastin (gene atl). The record is from RefSeq and is a predicted model, not a curated record. NCBI's taxonomy places the organism in Eukaryota, Metazoa, Arthropoda, Insecta, Lepidoptera, Bombycidae. The transcript has 11 exons. The coding region runs from base 328 to 2004 and encodes 558 amino acids. Gene Ontology annotation, molecular function: GTP binding; GTPase activity. Gene Ontology annotation, biological process: protein homooligomerization; endoplasmic reticulum organization.